AUGAGCGCCCUGGACGCGGUGCGUCGAGCGCACGAGGAGAAAUUCUUCAAGACGGAGCAGGAGGCGGAGGUCCGACGAUACGUCGCGCGCUUAAAGGCGGAGGGACGGUACGAGCGCGCGAUGGCGGAGGCGGAGACGCGGGCGAAGACGAGAGGCGAGUUACGAUCGACGGCGCUCCCGCAGAUCAUGGCGCACUCGCUGCGAUUCGGUGGAACGGAGGAGGCGGAACACGUGCGACGGGUGAUCGAUCGGGAUUUCAUGACGAAACAUCGAUUGGUGACGAAUCUGGGGAAGUACACGGACGGUUUUCUCCUGGGCGGACGGGUGAGCCUUGGUAAGAAUAAGUGGACCGCGGGGACGACGGCGAGUGGAGUCGAGGGAACGACGAUCUUCAGCGUGCACAAGGCGACAGAACUGAUGAGCUCGCAGCCGAAGCACGCGAAGUUCGACGGCGGUCUCGAGACUCGCGCGGCUCGACACAUGGUGGACAACACGUUCGUUGAGGUUGCCGGGAGGAAAAUCAAGCUCAUGCCAGAUCCCACGCCGGGGCGCGCGAUGGCCUGGGGAGGGACGCUCGCGAUUUGGGGCACGGCUGCGAUCACGUUGACGUCGUGCAAGCUUCUGGGUAUCCGUUCAGUCAGCGACGUCGGCGACGUCAUGAAGAGGCACCUCCAACCGUGCGCUGAAUAUAUUCGCGACACGAUGAUGCCUUUGAAGACACGAUUCGCCAUGGACUCGUCGAGCUCCGCGAACUUCAAAGACACCGAUUUCGCACACGGCAUUAGACGCGUCUUCGCGUGA
This is a messenger RNA of Ostreococcus tauri, 801 nucleotides long. RefSeq names its product unnamed product. The record is from RefSeq and is a predicted model, not a curated record. The coding region runs from base 1 to 801 and encodes 266 amino acids. The transcript has a single exon. Lineage: Eukaryota; Viridiplantae; Chlorophyta; Mamiellophyceae; Mamiellales; Bathycoccaceae.